Molecule: messenger RNA, 846 nt
Organism: Paramecium pentaurelia
Lineage: Eukaryota; Ciliophora; Oligohymenophorea; Peniculida; Parameciidae
Source: the annotation of a GenBank genome assembly
AAUGGGAAAAGGAAGUUCAGGGAUUAAAAAAUAAAAAAAAAGUAAAAUGGGAGGAGAAGAUUAGAACUACGGAAAAGUUGUAAUUUGUCUUCAUUUUAUUUUAGGGAAGACCAAAAAAGAAGAAAGAAAAUAAUGAGGCAACUUAAGAGGUUGAUAAAAGAUAAUGGUUUAAUGUAUAUCGAGCUUUACAAAUGCUUACACUUAUAUGUGAAAAAGGAAGCUUAGCUUUAAGGUACAAGACUGGAUAAAAGAGUAAUACAAUGGAGGAGUCAACAAAAACAAAGAAAAGUGAGGAAACAAGAAAGUUGAAGGUAGUGGAUAAUAUUCUAUUAGUAAUAAGCAAAAACUUAAGGAUUUGAAGAAACAUUGCAAUUAUGAAGAAAGAAAAUUGUAUCUCCUUAUAGAUAAUAACACUGAAAAUGUUUAAAUUGAAUUACCAAAUGCUGAUAAUGAUGGAAUCAUUGAAGACAUGGAUAAAAUAUAUAAAUAUCUUGAUAAAGAGUUUUAAGUGUCAUUUCUUUUGAUUUUAUAAUAAUACCUAGAGUAAUAAGAAUAAGAUUCUUUGAUAUUGGCAAGAGAAAUAGUUUAAAAAAUGAUGGAAUAGAAAGAAUAGCAUAAGAUGCUUUUGAAUUUAGCAUUAAUUAAGACAAAUAUAGAAGAAGAUUUAGAAUAUGUGUUAUAAUUGGUAUGAGAUUAAUAAAAUAUGAAGGCUAAUACUACUACUGGAGUAUAAUCAUAAUAUGAAGUGAAUGAGAAGUGGAUUAGUGAAGAAAAUAAAAUAGUGGAAUGGUUGGUUGCAUUUAUAGAUAAGAUUAUUGCUAUAUUCAAGACAGAUAGAUAAUGAAA